Molecule: messenger RNA, 1793 nt
Organism: Teleopsis dalmanni
Lineage: Eukaryota; Metazoa; Arthropoda; Insecta; Diptera; Diopsidae
Product: somatostatin receptor type 5-like
Exons: 1
Coding region: 125-1675 (516 amino acids)
Biological process (GO): G protein-coupled receptor signaling pathway
Cellular component (GO): neuron projection; membrane
Molecular function (GO): somatostatin receptor activity; peptide binding
Source: RefSeq, a predicted model, not a curated record
AUCCUUCAAUAUGAAGUUUCUGCAAACAACUUGUACACUACAACUUUUCAUCAUAUGGGUUGCGGGAAGCAGCUUAAUCCACACUGGCAAUUAGAGGACAGAAAAUGCUAUUGCUUUAUUCAGAAUGAAUAGGUUUUUCAUUUUAACAAGCCUUGUGUUAACAUUAACGAGCUCAAUACAUAUUACACGCGCAGAAACCACAGACACGCCGGUUACCAAUAAAGUCAACACUGAGAUGGCUUCAGUUGCGGAUGUAGAGGAGCAAUUCAAGCCCACACUAAAUCUUUUUCAAUUGGAUGAGCUUUAUAAGCGUGUUAAUGCUGGCCUAUUCAAUGGUCACAAUAUUAGCUUAAAUGACACUUAUGAGUACGACGACGAUAUGAACUGCUACAAUGGACAAAAUGCCAUUGGUAAUCUGAUAACCAUGAUACUCUAUUCAAGUGUUUGCAUAAUUGGACUCUUUGGCAAUACUCUUGUCAUAUAUGUAGUACUAAGAUUUUCAAAAAUGCAAACAGUAACUAAUAUUUAUAUAUUAAAUUUGGCUAUAGCGGAUGAGUGCUUUCUCAUUGGCAUACCAUUUCUAUUGUAUACCAUGCAAAUUGGCAGUUGGAAAUUUGGUGAAUAUAUGUGUAAGGCAUAUAUGGUAAGCACAUCUAUAACACAAUUUACAUCAUCAAUUUUUUUACUUAUCAUGUCUGCUGAUCGUUACAUUGCCGUUUGCCAUCCUAUAUCAUCAUCGCAAUAUCGUACACCGUUUGUCUCCAAAGUUGUCUCAGGCAUUGCUUGGCUGACGUCAGCGCUGUUGAUGUUGCCGGUGAUAUUAUUUGCUAAUACCGUGCAGGCGGGGGAGCAUAUCUCAUGCAACAUUAAAUGGCCCGAAGCACAGAAUACACAAUCGGGUACCACAUUUAUACUGUAUUCACUGACGUUGGGCUUUGCCACACCGCUAACUUUUAUAUUGGGCUUCUAUUGUUUGGUCAUACGCAAGCUGCACACAGCGGGACCGAAAAAUAAAUCUAAAGAAAAGAAACGUUCACACCGUAAGGUAACGAAACUUGUUCUAACAGUGAUUACAGUAUACAUCAUGUGUUGGUUACCCUAUUGGAUUUCACAGGUGGCACUUAUAAAUUCGUCACCAGGCAAAUGCGCUUCGAGACUAGAGAUAACGAUCUUCCUAUUAGUCGGCUGUUUAGGUUAUUCGAAUUCAGCCAUGAAUCCAAUACUCUACGCAUUUUUGAGUGACAACUUUAAGAAAAGUUUUAUGAAGGCUUGCACUUGUGCAGCACGCAAAGAUGUUAAUGCGCAGUUACAGAUGGAAAACAGUUUCUUUCCGAAAUUCGGUAAAAAUCGUCAAUCGGAACGUUUGAUAUCAUCCAAAAAGGCCAAACAAAGAAAAGCACUAGCGGCACACAAUAAUAAUGCCAACAUAAAUGCCACAACAACAACUACUACUGGUACUGGAAACACGGCGACUACAUAUGUUGACCCCAUGACAAGUGUAUUUCCAUCAGUAAAUGUGCCGGUGACUACGCAUAAUGUAGAUUUUCUUGCAGCUACGGGCGGUACGAGUGCUACCGUACUAGUCAUUGCUCCUGCACUUACAGAAAAUAACUCAAUCAAUAAGGGUAGAGAUUUGGAAAAUAGUAAGCCUCCUGUUCUACAUACAGACUUAUAAGACAGACAUUUGGAGACGUUUGUUUAUGUAGCAAGAAGAUGAGAAAGGAAGGAGUUCGCAGUGGUUAAAGAAACCCUGGUGUAAACUAUUGAGAAUAUGUGUGGAAAAUUAUUUUAUA